UCCAUUGCUUAAGAGCCCCUAACUUUUUUAAGUACUACACUGGUUUAAAAACAAACAAACAAACCAACCAACAACUGCCCGAGAAACAGAACCUGACAGUCCUUUUGGUCUUCAGUGGUUUUGGAGCUGGUGUUUGGGUUGUUCCCUGUUGGGAAAUGCAGGGAACUCCUGCUGGUGUGCUCAGCCCGGCCGUUGGGCCCGUUCAGGGGCCCCAGUGCUGCCGUUACAAGUUACCCCAUUGAGCUGUUGGGUUCUGUUCUGGUUCCUCGUGCUGAGGUUGGCUCAGCCCCCGCUGAACCCUUCCCAGCAGGACAGCACGUUUGCAGCCUGCUGUGCCGGGAGCAGUGCCCGGAGCUGCCGGCACGGCCCAUGGCACCAGGCAGGGAGCACUGGGCACAGACCUCUCUGGCAACCUCUGCUGAGACCCCCAGACCAGGUGUUCCUUAGGGAUAGGGCUGUCUGAAGGCAGUGGAAUUAGAGGUGCCAGCUCAUGUGACUGGGAGAGCCUCAGAAUAACCAAGGGUUAGAAACCCGUGCUCAGAAACACAAUGAGCCGAUGCAACAGCCACAGAGCUGUAAAUCUGGCACAAAUGUAACCCUACGGAAAGGACAUUAAGGAGCAUUUCUUGCUCCCCCGCCAGUUCUCUGAGGUGUUACUGCAGUGGGAAGGAAGAAACGCUCCAUUUAUUCAGCCCCACUUUAUCCUUCAGUGCAACAGCAGUUGCCUGAAUGGACAAUAUAUUUAAAAGCUGGUAAAUGAGAAGCCAGGGUUGGCUUUUUAAAUUGGAAUUUUAAAUCAGCUUUAAAUCAGUGUUGGGAUUUUAAAUCAGCUUCUGUAAUGCUUAAAUAUGAGCUGAUCUGUUGGCCUUAUCUGCAUAGAAAAGCUACAACAGCUUUUUAUAUCUCUUAAUAGGGUUAAUGUUUGCUGACAGUGAAAUACAUCACAAUAAAGGGGAAGGGGGAAAAAAGGGUAGAGAAGCUGUGGCUUCCCCAUCCCUGGAGGUGUUCAAGGCUAGGUUGGAUGGGGCUUGGAGCAACCUGGUUUAGUAGGAGGUGUCCCUGCCUGUGGUGGGAGUGGAAUGAGAUAGUUCAGGAACAUCAAUCACCAUGGAGCUGGGUCAUUCUGCACUAGCAGUAUUUAUCAUAUUUUCAUCUUUACCAAUAAUUUCUAUCUCGCAAUGCUGAAUGAAGCAGCGAGCUUUGGAGUGGUGAUGUGUUGCUGUAUGAAAACUAAGUACUCUUCUUUAGUGUUGUAAUAGAAUUAAAUGUAUUGUUUAAUUGGUUUGCGAGCCGUGGGAAGUCGCUGAGCUGCCGCAGCUGCUGUGUCGGUCUCUGGGUGCAGUAGGAGAGGCUGCUCCAGGGCUGAAGGUGACUGCGUGUGAGCAGGAACGAGCCGCCAGCUCUGCCCUCCUGCAGCCCCCGGGCAUCUCCCAGGGCAUGGGGUGGGGAGCAGUGCCCUCUCCCUCCGUACGCCUCCAUCCGCCCCGGGCAGUUUCCCAGCGGAUCCCUGUGAGGUGGAAGUGUUAUUUGCAGCUCCCUCGGCGCACAUCGAGCAGCCCCACCCUCCCACUGCCCCCUGUGCUGCUCAGCCACACAGCUCCUGCCUCCGCCUUGACUCAUUAAUGAUUAAAUCCUGCUCGCACUCGGCGGGACGGCAGCGGGGCUGCACCCCUGGAUCCUGGAGCCCGGCGGGGAGGCAGCACCCACAGCCCUGGCGAUGGCUGUGAAUGAGACCAGUGACUGCUUGCUGACAAACAGAGUCCUAGAAAAGUAUUAUCUCUCCACCAUGUAUACCCUUGAGUUCAUUUUAGGCUUCAUUGGAAACACCAUUGCGGUGUUUGGCUAUAUCUUCUGCCUGAAAAAAUGGAAAAGUGGCAACAUCUACCUGUUCAAUUUAUCCCUAUCAGAUUUGUUAUUUCUCUGUACUCUGCCAGUAUUGGUGAACAGCUACUCCCACGAUCAGUGGGCAAAGCAGGACAUCCUGUGCCACAGCAACAGAUUCCUGCUGCAUGCCAACCUGUACAGCAGCAUCCUCUUCCUCACUGCUGUCAGCGUUGACCGGUACAUGCUCAUAAAACACCCCUUCAGGGACCACGUCCUUCAGCAGAGGAGAACGGCUGUCCUGGUGUCCACUGCCAUCUGGGUCGGGGUGAUCCUGGAGCUGCUGCCGCUGGUGCAUUUCCUGGAGCCUCUGACACCCGCCAAUAAUUACAAGUGUCUUGAUUACGCGAGCUCUGGAGACCCCGCAGAAAACCUCAUCUAUAGCAUGUUCCUGACUGUCUUUGGGUUCCUCAUCCCUCUCUUGAUCAUGUGCUGCUUCUACGUGAAGAUGGUUCGUUUUCUUAAAAACAGGAGUGAGCAACUCAGCUCUCCCCUGACCCUCGAGAAGCCUCUCACCCUCGUGGUCCUCACCGUGGUGAUCUUCUCCCUGCUCUUCACUCCCUACCACGUCAUGCGCAACGUCCGCCUCGCUUCCCGAAUCCCGGCCCUGAACGUCCCCGAGUGCACGCAGGGCAUCAUCAGCACCAUUUACGUCAUCACGAGACCCGUUGCCUUUCUGAAUAGUGCCAUUAAUCCUGUUUUCUAUUUCCUCAUGGGUGACCACUUCAGAGAGAUGCUGAUGGCCAAAGCAGGGCAGCUCUUGCGCAGGCUGACGAUCACCGGGUAGUGAGUAAGGAAGGAGAGCCCCUGGUAGUGGGAGAUGGCAGGGAGGGAACUCCCUAGGGAGAACAAUCAGUCAUGUGCCAUUUUUUUAAGAUAACCUUAUUUAUGCUAUAGAAUAAGUGUGAGCUGAUUGUGUUCCUGGAAAUGCACCUGUUACCUUAUUGUACAGGAGACCUGCUGCUGAGCUGCCUCCAGCAGAUCAGGAGAGGUGCUCACUCCCAGCAGUACAGGAGGACCCUGCUCUCAGAGCACAAUACCCCCCAGCACAUCAAUAUUGUAAACAAAAGACCAUCAAGUCAGCUCUUGGAGGGAAAAACACACUGCUGUCAAAUAACUGCUUUGUGAGCCAUGAUGUGAUGCUGGGCUGGAGCGGGGAUGGGCUAAAACGAAUGUGUCUCUGUACUCAGCAGGACAGCCAGGCGAGCUCACAGGGCCAUCGUCACAGUCACUUAGCAGAGUAUGGAGCUACCUAACUUUAAUGUAGUUGUCUAUAAGUGCCAGCAGAAUGUAUGGCCUGAGGCAGAAUUUGGACCUUAGAGUUCAGACUUCAUUAGCAGUUCUGCUAAUGAACCAGGAGCUAACAAGGAGCCAGUCCCUGCCUGACAUCCCUGUGGGAUCGAUCAGCAGCACAGCUUAUUCUCCAGUGGACUGUCCCACGUUCAGAUGGAAAGGGGGAAGAGAUCAAUGGAAUAAUGACCCUGUAGGAGUUUGGGCUGGAGAAGGAGCUGCCUGGAGGGAGUGGGGACAGGGUGUAGGCAGCCCCCUUCCCUGCCUGCAUCCCUGCAGGAGAUGAGGAGCCCCCAGCCCUGCCUGGGGACUCGCUGCUCCACAGCACAGGGAACAGGACACCCGCUGGGUCCCAUCCAGGUCACCCUGGGUUCAGCUCUCUCUUCUGUGUCGAUCAUCUUCAACUGCUUCACUGUGCCAGAGAUAGCAGCCCCAGAUAAUAAACCCUGCAUCCUGCUUA
Messenger RNA from Lepidothrix coronata (blue-crowned manakin), 3631 nucleotides. RefSeq names its product succinate receptor 1 (gene SUCNR1). Bases 1718 to 2668 code for a protein of 316 amino acids. Gene Ontology annotation, molecular function: G protein-coupled receptor activity. Gene Ontology annotation, biological process: G protein-coupled receptor signaling pathway. The record is from RefSeq and is a predicted model, not a curated record. Gene Ontology annotation, cellular component: plasma membrane. The transcript is spliced from 2 exons. NCBI's taxonomy places the organism in Eukaryota, Metazoa, Chordata, Aves, Passeriformes, Pipridae.